Molecule: messenger RNA, 3697 nt
Organism: Hypomesus transpacificus
Lineage: Eukaryota; Metazoa; Chordata; Actinopteri; Osmeriformes; Osmeridae
Gene: slc6a13
Product: solute carrier family 6 member 13
Exons: 15
Coding region: 85-1956 (623 amino acids)
Biological process (GO): sodium ion transmembrane transport
Cellular component (GO): membrane
Source: RefSeq, a predicted model, not a curated record
ACGCUAUAUAGUGAAACCUGAACACCAAGAGGCCAAUAGCUGGUUAAACACCCUAACCUGAGGGCUGUCUCUCUCUGCAUCACCAUGAAAGGACGAGAAGGCGAGAUGGAGAGCCCGCCCAAGAUGGACCCUGGCUCCAACGGACACAGCCGGCCCCUGGACAUUGUGCCCAGCGCCGACAACAAGAUCCAAGAGAGGGGCCAGUGGGGGAACAAGGUGGAGUUCGUUCUCUCCGUGGCGGGAGAGAUCAUCGGCCUGGGCAACGUGUGGCGCUUCCCUUACCUCUGCUACAAGAACGGAGGAGGGGCGUUCUUCAUCCCCUACCUGAUCUUCCUCUUCGCCUGCGGGAUCCCCGUGUUCUUCCUGGAGACGGCGCUGGGCCAGUUCACCAGCCAGGGAGGCAUCACCUGCUGGAGGAAGAUCAGCCCUCUGUUUGAAGGAGUGGGCUAUGCCACCCAGGUGAUCGUGGCGCUGUUGAACUUCUAUUACAUCGUCGUGCUGGCCUGGGCCAUCUUCUACCUGUCCCACUCCUUCACCUGGGAUCUGCCCUGGGCCUCCUGCAACAACACCUGGAACACAGAAUCUUGUGUGGAGUUUCAGAGGAGGAAUGAUUCCAUCAAUCAAGCCCCCCAUGUGAACGGCACCUCUCCUGUCAUCGAGUUCUGGGAACGCAGGGUUCUCCGUAUCUCGUCAGGCAUCGAUCAGAUCGGCUCUCUGAACUGGGACCUUGUUCUGUGCCUUGCCAUUGCCUGGGUCAUCUGCUACUUCUGCAUCUGGAAGGGAGUCAAGUCCACUGGGAAGGUGGUGUACUUCACGGCGACCUUCCCAUACGCCAUGCUGGUGAUCCUCCUGAUCAGAGGCGUGACUCUGCCAGGGGCGUCUAGGGGGAUUGAGUUCUACCUGUACCCUGACCUGAGCAGACUGAAGGACCCACAGGUGUGGAUGGACGCUGGGACUCAGAUCUUCUUCUCCUACGCCAUCUGUCUGGGCUGCCUCACCGCACUGGGGAGCUACAACAAGUACAACAACAACUGCUACAGGGACUGCAUCGCGCUGUGCUUCCUGAACAGCGGGACCAGCUUCGUGGCAGGCUUUGCCAUCUUCUCUAUCCUGGGCUUCAUGUCGUUUGAGCAGAACGUUCCCAUCUCAGAGGUGGCCGAGUCUGGACCUGGUUUGGCCUUCAUAGCCUACCCCCGAGCAGUGUCCAUGAUGCCCUUCUCCCCUCUAUGGGCCUGCUUCUUCUUCAUCAUGAUCGUCCUGCUCGGCCUUGAUAGCCAGUUUGUGUGUGUGGAGAGCCUGGUGACAGCCAUGGUAGACAUGUAUCCUUCCACCUUCCGCCGUAAGAACCGCCGGGAACUCUUCAUCCUGGGUGUGGCCAUCGUAUCCUUCCUCAUGGGCCUCAUCAUGCUGACUGAGGGUGGCAUGUAUGUCUUCCAGCUCUUUGACUACUAUGCUGCCAGUGGAAUGUGCCUGCUCUUUGUGGCUGUCUUUGAGACUGUUUGCAUUGCUUGGGUUUAUGGCGCAGACCGAUUUUAUGACAAUAUUGAAGACAUGAUAGGCUACCGUCCGAGUCCUGUCAUCAAAUACUGCUGGAUGUUCUUCACCCCGGCCACUUGUUUUGGAACCUUUGCCUUCUCCCUGAUCAAGUACACCCCUCUGAAGUACAAUAACGAGUAUGAGUAUCCUGGGUGGGGUUACGGGCUGGGCUGGGUCCUGGCCAUGUCCUCCAUGCUGUGCAUCCCGCUCUGGAUGAUCCAUAAACUGUGGACUACCGAGGGCACCUUGAAAGAGCGUCUUCAAGUCCUCACCACGCCCUCUGACGACUUACCCAAAACCAAGCGUGAGCAGAAGAAGCUGCUGGCCAUGUUUGCCUCCGACGGGGACGGCCCCCGGCAGAGAGGAGCCCCCACCAAGGACGGCUACUUCCCCGUCAGCGAGAAGGAGUCCCACUGCUAGAGGUGGCCUGCGGAGGAGGCUCGAUCCAGCAGGUCUCGUGUGUCUGUCCCCCGACGUGGCCCAGACCCCAUCUUAGUUUGUCUCUUUAAUACCUCACACAGGACAAGACAGUCCUAUCAGCUCCGGUGCUGUGGCGUCUCCGCUCUCCUGGUCCUCUCGGCACAGACUACUGUAUUUCUGGAACUUUCCGUUUGCUGCUUCGUAUACACACUCGCAUGAAGCCGUCGUCCUGUGACUUAGCCACUUCCACUUCAUGCAGAAGUCGAUCGCACUUCUGCACCCUUUGGGGUCUGUGAACUAGAAAAGAUACAUGUUUUUAUUUGUUGCUAGUUGGUCCACCCAUGGCAGUUGAGCAGACCUUGUCGUGACUCACCCUGGGGCUGAGGCUGUUUCCAUGAUCACAUCUGCUUUCUAAGGAAGCAUUGUAGUUGUUGUUGUUUACUUGCAUAUUUGUGAUUUGAUGUUAGGCAUAUGGUGUAAUAAGUCGCAAAAGGCUAACUGGCAUGGAAGAAAGUGUUGAUGCAUUUAUGCACAAUCCUUAAAGUUCACUUGAAUUCAUUCCGAUUCAUGAAUCGAGUUGGAACUGCUUUGACAUUGGCCGUUUCAGUUCCUUGUUUGCCUGUAAAAUAUGCUUAUUGUUCUUUCAGUAUCUUUAGGUGUUCUGUUUAUUUUUGAAUGUAUUGUAAUUGAGCUGCAUCUAGUUGUGUUGCGGCGACAUCAUAGUUUAGUGUAGCAUAGAGGAAGAUCCGAAUAUGGCAUUAAAUAUAUAACUGAAAACACGGGGUUACAUGAAUAUAGGAUUCACAUUUCAAUAUAUUUUUUGGUGAAGAUACAUUUUAAAUGUGCACACUCCACUGAAUUAGUAUUCAGUAUUUUUUUUUCUCUUAUGUGGUUAAGAUAGAACUUAAUAUGUAAAAGACCUACACAAUCAGGAAAAAAAGUUGUUCAUGCCAACAAACACUAUUCUCUUUUCAUGCUUGUUUAGUUUUAUGCCUUUUUUGUUGUACGUAAAAUAUAUAUAUAUAUAUAUAUAAAUUACAACUUGUGCAUCAUAACCUUGUUCAUCAUGAAGUUGAUUGUCUUUAUUCAACCAGAGGCUAUUUGAAUAAGCUAUGCUACCCUGGGGUUAUUAUGGCUGGAUUCAAAUGUACUGCUUUUGAUGCAAAACCUUACUUGGACUGUUAUGUAAUCAUUGGGUUUGAGCAUUUUUCUAAGUACUGUGGAAUUAUUACUUUCUCAAAUAAUGAAAUGAAAAAAUAUUGAAGUCUUGCCCACAUUGUGUGUUGUUUGGAUUCAAAAGUUUUAUUGUGUAUAUUUCCAAAAAGGCCAACAUUGAUAAAUCAAACGAUGAAUGUAGUUAGAACAAAGUUGUCGGAAAUAUUGCAUUUGUGUACAAACGGUUUUUGCUGUGUGUGUUGUAUGAAGCCACACUAGUAACAGAGGGCGGCACAUAUUUUAAAAUGUGUAGAUGUCUGACAGUCCUCUCAACAACGUGGUCUGGGUUGCUAGGGAACUGGGUGCGUUUUCUUGCAUGUUCGCAGAGUUUGGAUUCAUGAUUUACAUUGUAGUGUAGUUUGUGGUGAGAUAUAACAAUUUAUUAAAUACAUAGCCUACUAUAAACAUUUGCACUAACAGGGUUCAUAAAAAACUGCCAAGUGGCAUGUCUCAGAGAUGCAAAGCUGAGUACAGUACAAAUGUAUUACAACUGACAUUGUAAAAUAAGAACAUUUAUAUUAAAAGU